GUUGCAUAGUUCAUGCUGGUCCAUGCUGUAUGUUAAUGAUUUGGCAUUUGGAUCUCUAGAGCACAAAGCCAAAGAAGAUCAAGAAGAAGAAGAAGAAUCCAUAUUAUAAUCAUAAAAUCACACCUGUUGAGUUUAGCGGUUUUUUUUUGUUUAGAUUGCACUGCGGUAAUCAUUCUUGAUUUAUAAAAUGAAUGAUUAUGUAACUGAUGCUUCUCAAGAAGACAAUGAAAUAAAUAGUUCUCUAGUUUUACGAGAUAGGAAUAUAAGUCAUAAAAGAGAAAAUUCUUUAGAUUGGGAGGACUAUUUUAUGGCAGUCGCUUUCCUUUCUGCAAAACGUAGUAAAGAUCCUUCAACGCAGGUGGGAGCAUGUAUAGUUGAUAAAAAUAAAAGAAUUGUAGGUAUCGGAUAUAAUGGCAUGCCGAGAGGAUGUAGCGACGAUGAAUUUCAAUGGAAAAAAAAUACAUCUAAUAAACUUGAAUCAAAAUACCUUUAUGUAUGUCAUGCUGAAGUCAAUGCUAUCCUCAACAAGAAUGUACAGGAUAUUACAAAUUGCGAUAUGUACGUUGGAUUGUUUCCUUGCAAUGAAUGUGCAAAAGUUAUUAUACAAUCUGGCAUAAGUUCAAUAGUUUACAUGUCAGAUAAACAUGCCCACAAAAUUGGGACAAUUGCAGCAAAAAGAAUGUUUAAUGCUGCUGGAAUUACAUACAGGCAGUACACCCCAAAGAACAAGGAAAUUGUAAUAAAUUUCAGUGAGAUCGAUUGGAAUGAAAUGGAACAAUCAGCACCAUCGCCCACUACAAGUUCUCAUUGAAGAAAUGUUUGUAGAAACAAAAGAUGUUGUUAAUAAACAAAGUUUAUUACUA
Molecule: messenger RNA, 863 nt
Organism: Cephus cinctus (wheat stem sawfly)
Lineage: Eukaryota; Metazoa; Arthropoda; Insecta; Hymenoptera; Cephidae
Product: deoxycytidylate deaminase
Exons: 4
Coding region: 188-811 (207 amino acids)
Biological process (GO): dTMP biosynthetic process; dUMP biosynthetic process
Cellular component (GO): cytoplasm
Molecular function (GO): dCMP deaminase activity; zinc ion binding
Source: RefSeq, a predicted model, not a curated record